ACAUGAUGAUCACCAUGCUGCCGCACCGGUACAUUUUAUCAGGAAAGAUACACGUCUGCAGCAUAUCGCAGCUUUGGCCUUGGAGCUCACUCUGGCGCUUUCGGCAAUUAGUGUUGGACACUGUGGAAACGGGAAAGAAUAUUGUGAGGGCUGUCAACGACGACACUAACAGCUUUGGACGACAUACAUCGCCCUGGUAUGAAAGUUUGCCGCCUGGACAAUGCAGGGGGCUGGGCCUUCUGCUGUUUCGGAUGAUGAGCUGCUUUCUGCUCCCGUGUUGCCAGAGGUGCCCCUGAGGCGGCUCGUUGACGACUUCCUGGAGGCCACUGGCAAAAGCAACAAAAAGGCGGCUGCGGAUGUGUUCUACUUGUUUGAGGCCUGCUGCAAUAACUAUGGCUGGGAUAACAAUGAUAAGUGGACAUACGAGGCCGCACAUGCAGUGGGGAAAGAUUUUAUAGAUGUGUCUGGUGCAGAUGUCAUAGGCAGCUGCGCUCGAGAAUUCUUUGGUUACUUCGUGCCCAGAAAGGUCAAUGCAGACCCCCGCUCCCUGAAGAAGAUGGCCACGCAGAUGGGCAGGUGGUUUAAGUGGCUCCACAAGGGGGGGCAUAUUGACGAAACAAAGUCCAGAGAACUGCAAGGUCUUGCUAAGCAGAAGGAGACCGACUUGCCGAGGGGAGAGCAGGCCAGCCAGCUCUUGUUCCAACAGAGCCGGAUGGCAAACCUCCAGGAGCCCAUCAUGGACUCCGCUGAUGGUUACUUUGAAGUUGAGCGAGUUUCCACAUCCAGCGUCACCCUCAGCGCGUUUCCGGCGGGCAGCAGUGGAGGCUUGAGCGAUCCUGAUGCCUUGGAGCUGACCCUGCCGCUGGGCAUCACGCAGCUGCUGCGGAAAGGGGACACGGUGUGCCUCUCGCUGGUCAGGGAUGCCACGGGGGACUGGAAGGUGCACCAGUCCGGGAACGUGUAUCCAGAUGGGAACGCCUCCGACUGAACCUCUUGUCCGGGGGUCAAUGGCAGCCGGCUUUGGACCCACCUUCCAAGACUGUUUUGGACUCCAUCGAAGAGAUUUUGGUUGUCUUUUAAGUGACGAGAUCUGCCCAGCCUUUUUCCGGUGUCGAAGUCAAGCACUGGUUUGCACGUUUUGUCGCUCGGUUUCCUGUUGCAAUGGAAGUCGUGCCUAGGUGGUCGUGAUCGGGACGUAUAAUAACUUAACGUUGAACGUGUUUCGCAAAUUGUUCUUGUACAGCUUGCCGUUUGAAGGUCGAUAGACUGCUGUGAGUCUUGAGCACCAGGCAGGGCCCUAUAUCUGCCGCCGCUCGGAAAUCUGGUUGGUUUCUACGUCCUUGUAGAGCAAUCUUUUGAUGACUCGUACUCCAAAUCCACAGAUUAUGUACCCAUAACUAAAAGGUGCUCCGCAAAAGCUAUGUGAUCAUCAGCCCAUACAACGUAUCUUAUGAGCGAACAAAGAAGUUUACUCUAGAUCAAUAGACUCCCAUGGCGUGUACCGACAUCCGACCAACUCUGGUUCCGCAGCUCCCAUGCCUGAGCUAGGCGUGGCUCCACAGUGACAUUCUAAAGCGAUCGGACAUGCAAGUCAUUCACCUAGCCGUUUCUAUGGUAGACGAGAUAGCCUAUACCUAGGUAGCUAUAGCUGACUGCAUGUUGGUAACAUAGCUGUUGGACGGCUCCGGUACGUGAAUUGUCCUAGUGGUUGAGUAUAGACGAUCGAUAAAAGAAGUAAGGCUGACAUAAAACACCUAAUUCGACACUUGUACGGAAAGCCUAUGGCCCUACUGGCUUACGGCGUAUUUGAAAAUAGACCAUCGUCC
This is a messenger RNA of Klebsormidium nitens, 1826 nucleotides long. NCBI's taxonomy places the organism in Eukaryota, Viridiplantae, Streptophyta, Klebsormidiophyceae, Klebsormidiales, Klebsormidiaceae. The record is from the annotation of a GenBank genome assembly.